Messenger RNA from Colletotrichum graminicola M1.001, 519 nucleotides. Its product is annotated as vacuolar calcium ion transporter. Gene Ontology annotation, biological process: calcium ion transmembrane transport; intracellular calcium ion homeostasis. Gene Ontology annotation, molecular function: calcium:proton antiporter activity. The record is from RefSeq and is a predicted model, not a curated record. The coding region runs from base 1 to 519 and encodes 172 amino acids. The transcript has 2 exons. Lineage: Eukaryota; Fungi; Ascomycota; Sordariomycetes; Glomerellales; Glomerellaceae. Gene Ontology annotation, cellular component: fungal-type vacuole membrane.
AUGUCUUCUUGGCUGCAUGGCCUCCUCAUAUUCGUCCCAGUCGGCAUCUGGGCUUUCUUGUCCGACAGCGCGCCUCUAGUCGUCUUCGUAACGAAUGGUAUCGCCAUUGUGCCUUUGUCAUCGCUACCCACUGGCGCUACUGAGAAUAUCGCCGAGGAUGCCGGAGACGCGGUUGGAGCACUUCUGAAUAUCACACUGGGUAACCUGGUAGAGCUAAUUCUGUUUAACCGUCAAGUCAAGAGGAGGGCUGACGAGUUCAGUGUUGCUCUCAAGCACAACCGACUCCGUGUUGUUCAGGCCUCAAUUCUCGGCUCGAUGCUCGUCAACCUGCUCCCAAUCCUGGGUGUUGCUCUUUGCGUCAAUGAAAUCUGUCACGGCGACCCGGUGUCGAAUCUCGUCGAGACACAGCUUUUGACUUGGCUCCUGAUUGUCUCAACUUUUGUGCUUUUGAUACCUGUGAGUGUGGUUCGGCCCUUGAUGGCCGAGGGUUGGAGCUCACCAAUCGAAGGCCGCUUUUAA